CAAGCAGCGACGACGAACGAGCGAGAGUACAAGCGGGUCUGGGUAAGGAGAAUAUAUAUCCUAAAUUUAUAUACCACGUCGUGUACUAUUCUCGUCUUUUAUUUUGGCAAUUUUAUAUGAUUUUAUGGUCACAUCUUUGGCUGGCGAACAGAUGGCAGUACUAGACGUCAGAGUAGCCAACACUGGCUGUACAUGAACCUUCAAGUCCGGGAUGUGACACGAAGGCGAAGCGUUCAGAACAGGCAUUGCGAGCUUAUUUUGUACGAGAAGUAGUAAAUUGUAGUGAGUUUAGAGACCACCAAAACCCCCUUACAAGUCUGUGUUUUGUCGCAGCAGUGUGCAAGGCCAGGUUACGGAGAGGUUCGCCUAUGGAAGAUAUGGUUAGGAAUAUAAUCAGGUUGUUAAUGGGGCUUGUUGGCGGCUCUUCAUUUUUGUAUUGUCAUCACUUCUUCGUUGUCCCAGGCACAGCGGACUUCUACCAACGUCCUGUUCCACUUAGGAGCAAUUCUUCAUACAAUUGCGGCACUCGCUAACUAGGCUAAAUGAUAUUUCAUCAAUAGAAUAACAACAAAGCACCAAAUUGGACCCCAUAUUGCGGCAAGCGAUUCAACCCGGGUUCAAAUGGCCGAGUGUAAGAGACCAAAGACAAGACGUUUGCUAUUAGACGCAGGCCACGUACAGGGUGACUAUUACUUAAAUUUCCCGAGUGCUCACAUUAAAACGCCCCCUGCCCUCCAAAUAGGUGGAUGACUCCAUACGUGUCGUACACCUCCCAUCGUGCCACACAACUGACGGCGUUUGCUUAGGCAGGUGAUUGGUUACGCGGCUGCUAUAGUCGUCAUUCUUUCCCUCGUCAAUCUAGACGAUUCGAUGUAGAGAUACUCGUCACUCUUUAGGCUGCCUUGCGGCUGAGAAGGCGGCCUGAUUUACCCUUAACUACGUCUAUUCGGCGUUGCGCCUAUCUCCGAGAAGCCAUUCUUUGAAAAGCAUAUAAGUCGAGGGUUCCCCUUCUUCGUUUGCAUAAAGUUGUCAAUAUUCUCGCAAGCAUUUUGCUUUUAUUACCUUGAAUAUAUACCCCCUCACCCACCACCCACCCUUUCACCAACUUACACGCUGCCAACUUACACUUCACCAUGCCACCCAACAACCACAACGACGACUUCAACUUCUGGGAGUAUGCAAACCCCCACAGAGCCCCAGGAAGUGGCGUAGAUCAUCACCCAUCUGCCCCGUUUCCCUUCAACAGUCACGGACCCUGGGGAGCUAGCCCUCAUCAUCGCCACCACGGCCCUCCCCGCGGCCCAUUCGGUCCGUUCAAUCCCUGGUGGAUGUUUGAUGACGAGGACGAAGAGCAACAGACUAAACACAAAAAGCCCAAAGACGGUCAGGCUCCCCAGCAAGACGACCAGACCAUGACCGACGACGCCGAGCCCAGCAACAACCGCAACGAAAAAGAAAGGUCGGCAACACUCGAAGAAGACUGCCCUGAUCCUGCCGAGGUCACUCCUGACGAAGAUGCCUUCCACCCUCCUCCCUACGGUGCUGGCAGCUUCUGGGCUCCUCGCGGCCGCCAUGGCCGAGCCGGAUGCCGCGGUCGAAGACGUGGACACGGCCGUCACCACCACGCCGGCGGCCCUCCCGAUAUGCCAGCGUUUAUUCGCGGAUUUGCCAACCACCCUUUCUUCCGCCACAUGGGUGAUGCUGCCUCACGCUACCGCUCUGCAGCGCAGCCUUCAGAUACCAACUCUUUCUCUCCCCCCACGGAUGUCUUCAACACGACCACGGCUUACGUUCUGCACUUUGCCCUCCCUGGCGCAAAGAAGGAGGACAUUGGAGUCAGCUGGGACCCCGAAAGAAAUGUGCUCCGCGUGUCUGGCGUCGUUCAUCGUCCGGGGGACGAAGACUUCCUAAAGACGCUGCAUAACGGAGAACGACGAGUUGGUGUAUUCGAGAGAGAGAUUGAGCUCCCCCCCGCAGGAGUCAGCGAGAAAGACGAUGUUGAUGAAGAAGGCAUUACUGCCAAGAUGGAAGACGGCGUUUUGAUUGUCACAGUGCCUAAGAUUGAGAAGGAGUGGACUGAGAUCCGAAAGGUUGAUAUCAACUAAUCCUGAGGGUUGUCUUUUCGACAAGUUGCUCGUUUUGUAUAUUACUUGCUAUUGUAUAGCAAGCUUUGAUCAUGGGUGUUGGAGAAAUUGAAUGCACUUACAAAAAAACAAAAACAAACAAAGCGAUACUUAGAUGCAACGUUUGUGCAGAGUUGUUGCUAUUAGCGAUGGGAGUACAGUAGGAGCAUGUUUAGAUAGCGAAAACAUAUUGAUCAAAUAAAAAAAAGAAUUGCCAAGAAAAAUGAGACCCCUUAUGUGAAAGUGCCAUGAAGUACUAAAAUUGUGCAUUCCAUGAGAUAAAGUAACCCGGUAAUGAAUGCUAUGGGUAUAUGGUGAGUAUUAUAGUAUGCGAAGGCUGUCAUCGUCUAAAAGUGCCCGGAGAAGUAGUAGAGGUAUAUCCUAAUGAAUGAAAAACCCGACAAAGGAAAUGCAGCAAAUUGAUGGUGAUGAAAACAAAACUCCUUCACCAGUGGCCAUGAUUUCGUUAAUUAAAAUGUGGUAGCUUUGAAGAAAUAAAAAUGGAGGUGCAGCAGAUAGGUGUAUUGGUCUUUCAGGUUUUGCGAAGCUCGCUGGCAAUCUCCUGGCGAACAAGACUGCACCACUUGAGAAGGGCCACUUCAAAGUCCAUCCAGACAUUGGGGCCAUUAUCAUAGACAAUACCCAAGGCGUCAAUCUUGAUGAGAAUCUCGAAGCGCAGCUCUGCCGCCUUGACCCAGUAGCGGAGGUUGUCUGCACUGCGGUAGGGCUUUUGUGUGUCCGUGUGGAAUGUAGGGAUCGCGCCGAAGCGACGCCUGGACUUUUGAACCACAGCGUUGUGCAACUUAACGAGACGGAGGCCAUUCUGCAUGCUCUUCAAGAAUGGCGUGGGUAGGGUACUAUCGAGACUGGCUGGUGUCCACUCUGGAAGAGGCUCUGCAUCGGGGCUCAUGGACAUAAGAAACGCACGCUCGCGCUCAUAUUCGCGUCCAGUCCAGUCGCCCUCGAGCCAUGUCCAACUGUCUUUUUCGAGCUUCUCAGCCGCUUCGAUUUGCUCUUCCUUCUUGAGGAUGUCAAACACGCUGUCGGUCCAUCCUAGAAUGGUCUUAAUGUCGUCGUCCUUCAUGCCGCCCUUGAAGCCGCGGACGGCCAUCUGCUUCAGAACCUCCAUCACCGCUAGCAAAUCGGAACGAACUUGCUUCUCGGGUUUAAUAGAAUCGAGACGGUCAGGGAGCUCAUGUGCGGUGUAGUACAUCUUUGCUGCUCGGAUGGCCAGCGUCACGACAUCCAAUAUGCGCAUGCCUUGCAGCUCGUACCAGCCUUGGGUGUUUUCUUCGGGCAUGUUGACAGUAUCAGCGUCGCUGGAUGAGCCCUCAUAGGUUCCCGCUUUUCUAGCUUCAGCUUCACGCAAAGUUGUUGCCGCCUCAUGCAGUGAUGCUAUUAGAUCCUCCUUUAACUCGUCGAUUGAAGGCGGCUUCGGCAGAUGCUUUUCUUUUUCAUGAUAUGUGCUCACAGUCGGUGGAAGCAUACCUGGGUCGGACUCUGCAAAACUGUCUUCGAAACAGUCGUCGUCGUCAUCUUCGUCUGGUGUCGGGCCUAUUGUUGCGCUUGCUAUAUAGUCGUUGGAGGUCAUGUCUGGAGCAGUGCCCAUAAAAGUGUAUGAGGGUUCGGCAUCGGCGUCAGAUUCAACAAUCUUAGGAGCUGAGGCAUCACCCUCUAGAGCAGCCAUAUCCAGCGUGGCUCUAGGCUGCUUCUUCCUGGCUAACUGCCCCCCCUUGCCAUCAAGGAGACCAGUUCGUGCAAAAUAAUAUUGUAGAUGGGCAAUGCUGCCUAGGUUCAUGACACUCUCACGAGACCGGGCGCUAGCGGCGAAAUAAGUACCUUGUGGGCGCAUGUAUCCUCUUCGACGGCCUUUAGAGUCGACGCUGUGCGACGCACUUCCGACGGACUGGACGGAGGCGUCGGAUCUCCGCGAGUGGUAGGAGCCCGACGAUUGUCGAGAAUCAGCCUGGUGGCUGCCGAGAGACUCUCUCGACGGCCCAUCCGUGCUUGAGCCGUGUGAUUGUGAUGAAGAUGUUGAGACGCACCGGGACAGCUCUGGGCACGCCCCGAUGGGCGGGGUUGGCAACAUCUCUGGGGGAGACGCCUGGUUGUGUGUAGCUGCCAUAGAACGCAGGUGUUCUGCUACGUGUUGCACGAGGUGCUGCUGCAAAAUGCCGAUGAAGAGAACAAACGAGAUGGUGUAAUGUAGAAAAAGUACGGUGUAGUUAUCGGGGCUGCUGCUUUUGUGUCGAAUGGGGUGGUACUGAUUAUGGUGACCGAGGAGACGCGAGGGAUGGUGGUGGCGGCGGAAUCGAUCGCUGGUUUGCAGAUAGUACCAGUGUAGCUUUGCUCGUAGCACAACAGGUAAGCAGGUGGAAAGUGAGCGAGUAAAUGAAGGAGCUGAAGGAAUCACGGGCCGGUAGUUGGAACAGCAGUUUUGAUUGUGGAAGAGCAGAUGGGAUGAUGUUGUGGAAGAAGUUGGAGAGGCGGAGGGGGAGGCGUGGAAACAGUGUCGACAGGGUACCCGUGGCUGGAUCGGAAAGGCGUGUAGUAGGUGAUGCUUCAGGGAGCGUUGCGUCUUGAACCAGGUACCAGGGUUGUUGUUGUGGGCAGUGACAACAGAUGAAGCAGAAACGGAUCGCGCGUCGCUGGGAAAGCAAAUCAGGCCAAGCAACGAAGAUUGGCUAUUCAUAAGCCGCUUGAAUUAUACCCGUUGUUCCCUCGGGAGAGGGGAGGGGAUUAUGCUGGUCCUUGAGCGGAGACAGGAAGAUGGCCGAGGAAAGGACUGUCCAGUGAAUGAGUCCACUGUCGUCGCGGUAUGGCUGGUGCUGGUGCAGUUGGAAAUUGCGUUGGAG
Molecule: messenger RNA, 4978 nt
Organism: [Torrubiella] hemipterigena
Lineage: Eukaryota; Fungi; Ascomycota; Sordariomycetes; Hypocreales; Clavicipitaceae
Source: the annotation of a GenBank genome assembly